ACCAAUUCACACAUUCAUUAUCCGUGUUUCCACAUUUAUGUUUGUUAUACCAAAUAAUUGCAAAAAUUACAUUCGAGUUGAUAUUCUUUUUUUAGCCAAUGUAAUGGGUCUAAUUUAGACUCAAACUAAAUAGUUGUUUAUUGGUAUGACCUUCAAGUGAUAUUACCAAAUAUGAUUUGACUGGUAAUAAAUUGGGUUUGGGAAGGAUGUUUUUUUGCAAUUCAUAGCAGUGGGAAUUUUUCAGGCCACGUUUGACAUUAGUUGUUCAUUCACCACCACAACCAACACUAAGGUAUCACUUUCCCAUAAGACUUUUUAGUUUACUACGAAAUGAGAUGAUCUAAAUUCCUUCAGUUUUGGGUUUCAAAAUAGUAUUUUGCAAUUACUUAUUUACAUAGUUUCCAUCUUCUACUUUUAAACGUGUGAGAUUUAAAGUUUCUUUAUCUAAAUUUCAUAGCAAAAUAUGAACCCGUAAACAUUGGCAGAGGUGAGUGAACAACUAAAGAUCACAAUGAUUGUAGCUUUAGUGGUAUGUAGGUAUAUUUGAGCUCAUACAUCUAUUAACUGCAUCUCAUCUUUUAUUGAAAACUAAGCGAAAUUUAGGGAGUCAUUCAUUGUUAUAUAAAAGUUUUUGAGUAAAAUAUGUUUGGAAACUAAAAUUGCAUACCACUUGUCGAAAUCGGGAUGCUCUAUUAGUACGAUAUUGUCCGUUUGGGCCAAGCCUGCACGAUUUUACUCUUGGGUGUCCUCCCCAAAAUGCCUCGUACUAAUGAGCUUGGUGGACACUAAUAUACAAGGGUUCCUUCCCUUGUAUUUCCGAUGUGGUACUUGGAUUGUACCCUAACAAUACCUAUAAUCCAUUAAAAAAUAUACAACAAAUUUGUUCAGUCUAAUUUGUUAUGACCAAGGUUGUCACUCGAUUCCACCAAUGAGUCGUUUAAGCAAGUGGGUUAAGGAUUAAUGGAUGAAUUGGAUAAACCUGGUUAAGCCUAACUUUACCCAGGUGCAUGAAAAUUUUAUUGAUUUCACAUGUAUUAUGCUUAGAUAUUUAUGAAAUUUCUAUGAUAAAUUUAGAUACAAUGACGAUUUAAUAUAACUUAUUCGUUGGAAUUGAGUUUCAUUUUUAUACUUUUCUCUCACUUGGAAGUUGGAACUGAUGCUUUAAAAAGAUGCUUUAAUUCUAAAUCUCUUCCCUCUUUCUUUUUAUCCUUUUCCAUUUCAUUUUCUAGUUUUUUCUUUUCUUCUUUUCAUUGCAUAUCAUAUUCCAUUCUCAAUGUUCUUACUCUUUUUCUCCAAUUCAAUUUCAUGUAUAUAUACAAAUGAGGACAUUGGUCUUUGUUAAUCACACCAAGUUUCAAUCCAAAUAUAUUUUCGUCUCAAUCCAAAUAUAUGGUCUUUGUUAAUCAUGCCAGAUUACGAACAUGUUGAAAGCUUAGCAGUUAACCCGGCUAAAACGUUAAAAAAACCAGUCUCAUAUAGUCUGCAUAAGGAUAUGAUUUCUUCAUAGUUAAUUCUAAAAAUUAAUAUUAAUUUAAAAUUUUGACAUUGCUUCAACCUAUUUAAUACUCUAAUUUUAUAUGCAAUACUCAACCAAGUGAUAUGGGUUGCAAUUUUAAAGUUAUCAUCUAUUUAUAAUAUACAUUGAAAUAUAAAUUAAGUAUUAAAAUAUAAUUAAAAUAUUAAAAAAUAUGAAAGUCGAAGUAUCAAAUCACCAAAUAAGUACUUAUGAGAGAUUUAGUUGCUAGCUAACCGCUGAAAAUUUCUUCUGAUUUUUGAAAUUUUAGGUUUGUGUAUGUUUUUCUUAUAAAAGAUACAACAAAUAUAUGUAGCGUGAUUGGUUGUAACCUUUCCCUCUCUUAAAAGUGGUCAUGGUUCAAAUUCCGAUAUGUAUGUGUUUUUUAUGAAUAAAUAAGAAAGAAAUAAGUAGUUGUGAAGACAAAAAUGUCCCUCCUACUUUCACUCUCGAUGUGAUGCAGGAAAUUUGAAAUGGAACAAUGGGUUUUGGCUCUCACCUUUAAUAAUAAUGUGUUGAUUAGUUAGAUAUAUAAUACUAACAUUUUAGUUUAUUUCUAUGCUAAUGACACAUAUAUUAGUACGUGGUCAAAACUUAUAUAAAGUUAAUUAUUAAAAAAAAUACAUAUAUACAGUAUAUACACAUCAUUCAUUUAAUUAUCAAAUAUAAUACUAAAUAUGUGUUAUACAGAUUCUAUACUUGUUUAAUACGAGAGCCAUUAGAACAUUAAAAAAAAUUGAAGCGAUUUGACACUAAUAUAGAUUAGAAACAAAAGAAAAAAAAAUACAUACGGUGUAUUUUUAGUUGCGCACCAUCACAUUUCGGAGAUACAAUUUUGAACAAGUGGAAUUGAUGAAGAGGGAAAUCAAGAAGAAAGAAGUAUCGUUUGAAAUAAAUGCCACCACCGGUACACAGGGAGAAAGAAUAAAGAGAGUAGAAGGCCAGAAGAAGAAAGUAACGUGCAUGCAUGACCGAUAUUGCAGAUUUUGCAGUUGUUCUUUCUUUCUUUCUUUCUUUCUCGGCAGAGAGAUAAAACCCUAAACCGAAACAGUGACCUGAACUGCUUUUCACAUCUUCCAAAUCUAGCUAUAUAAAGAUAGAGAAAGCUAGCCAGCUUCCUGCCUGCAGAUUGGAGGCCGGGCUUUGACAGCAAUGUUACCUCCCAAUUCAAGUUUACCUUUCCCCCGUUUUUGUUUCAUUUGCUGGUUUUUCAUGAGAGAGAGAGAGAGAGAGUUUCUGUAAAAAUUGACAAGGCAAAAAUGGGGAGCUGAGUGGGGUUUUCGGUCUUUCCUAAAAGGGAACGCAAAUGGGGAAGAAGAGUUUGGUGGAGAUGGCAGUUCUAAGCUAUAUCUAGCUAGCCAUUUAUUAAUUACAAUCAGUACUCACUACUCACUCGCAUUUUUUGGGUUCUUGAGCCCAUAACAUAAACCACACAACAGCGUCAGCUAGCCCACAUGCAAAAGCCAGGCAGCCAGUACUUGGGGUGGGUUUUUCACCUAGUGCAAAUAUACCAUAUUAAACAAUAAUUUACGAACUAAUCGCAUAUUCGAUUUGAUUGGGUUCUUCGAGUGAUUAAAAAUGACUAAACCCGAUUCAAACCAACCUAUGUACAUCCCUAGCCAGUAAGUAUUGAUACCUGCAAACACUAUUUGGUUCUCCCUCUGUCGUUGGGGAUCAAAUUGACAGGCCUCCUAGCUACUAAGUCCUAACUGGGUGAUGCAAUAGGAAGAGUAGUUGCUGCUAUUUUUGCUGCAGAACUUGCAUUCAAUGUUGCAUUUUCUGGGUUCUUGAGCCCCCAUAUGUACAUACAUUCACCACUAUUUUGCUGCAUCAAUGCACAUAAAUGGGGUUGGGGGGCCUCUCUCCCACUGUUAUACAUAAUAAAUUGCCAGAUGAUGCAUUACCCAAUGGCACUCUGGUGAUGCUGUUGCCUUGUCGCAUUGGGGCUCUCCUCAACCUGCAGCUUUAUAGCUACUUUUAUCGGCAAUCAUAUUACUAUUAUUGUUAUUGGUGUUGUUACUGUCUUGCUUACUGAUAUUAUUAUCUUUCUUUUAUUGACCAGAAGAUCUUUUCUCCAGUAUUAUACCUUCCAUAUUGUCUUGUAUUACCAAAAGCUGACAGUACGGGAGUAUUAGGGAAGGAAAGAUAAAGUAAAAGGGGUGUUGUUUCUGUUCAGACAAAGAGGGGUUAGGGUUUCUGAUGAGUUUGAUAUUGUUAGGUCUGGCCUGAAUAUGGAUUGGAUUUUCAGAACUUUCUUUUUCUGCACUAGGGAAGAGGGGGAAAAGAAGGUAAGGGUUGAAUACCGUUUAUAUCUCAUUAUCGAGAAUCAUUUGGUUCCGAUAAUUCGAAUUGUUGAAAAAGAUUUUAGAAUAGGUUUUGUACGCUUUUGUUACAUAAGGUACAAUGCAUUCAAAAUUUCGGUACAAACGACUAGAGAGAUUGGAUCAAUUGAGCACUUCUACUAUGCUAUAUAGUAUUGGUGCUUUAAUGUACAACUUGAAGUUGUACCAUAAUGUUAUCGCACAACUUUACAACUUGAAGUUGUACCAUCACAUAAAAGUAUAAGUUCAAGUUGUAUCAUAAAAGAAUUUGUACAAAAAGUAUAGGUACAAUCUAAAGUUGUACCAUAACGUUAAAGGUACAACUUCAAGUUGUACCAUAAAGGCAAAAACCUAUAGCACCAAUGCUUUAUAGCAUUGUAAAAUUCCUCGGAUGAAUUUAAUGUGAAUAGAGUGUAAUAAGUGAAAAAAUGAAUGUUUCAAGAUGAUUGUUCUAGUUCCCCUUUGGAAUCUGGCAAAAAUUGCUCCGGAAAUUUUCUGAUCAAAUCGGUGUUUAAUAUACUUAUCCAUCCCUAAAGGAUAGCCUCAUGCUGAACCCGUGAUCUGCACCAUUUAAAAUUGAAGGAAAUUGGCCUUUCAAAAUAAUCUCCUAAAAAUUACGAAAACACCCUCCGAAAAAGUUCGACCAAAUUUCCGCCCAAAUCGGCCAUUGCUAGACUUUAUCGUUGGUGGGGAGUACCCUAAGGCCGAAUCUGUGAUCCAUCGCCUUAAAAAUCCAAGGAAAAUGGCUUUUCCAAAAAAUCGACCGAAAUCGGUGAUGGUACCCCUUUGGAUUUUGGCAAAAAUUGCCCCGAAUAUUUUCUGUCCGAAUUGGUGUUUAAUAGACUUAUUCAUCCCUAAUAGAUAACCUCAGACUGAAUCUGUGAUAUGUACACUUCAAAAUCGAAGGAAAUGACCUUUUCGAAAAAUCGCCUAAAAAUUACGAAAAUGGCCUCCUAAAAAAUUUGACCAAAUUUCCACCCAAAUCUGUUAUUGCUAGACUUCAUCGUUGGUGGAGAGUACCCUAAGGCUGAAUUUGUGAUCCAUCGCCUUCAAAAUCCAAAGAAAAUGGUCUUUCCAAAAAAUCACCCGAAAUCGGUUGUGGUAUCCCUUUGGAAUCUGGCAAAAAUUGCCUCGGAAAUUUUCUGCUCGAAUCGGUGUUUAAUAGACUUAUACAUCCCUAAAGGAUAGCCUCAGGUUGAACCAGUGAUCUGCACCCUUCAAAAUCGAAGGAAAAUGGUCUUUCAAAAAAAUCACUAAAAAAUGAUCUCCGGAAAAGUUCGACUAAAUUUUCGCCCAAAUUGGCCAUUGCUAGACUUCAUCGUUGGUGGAGAGUACUCUAAGGUUGAAUAUGUGAUCCAGCGCCUUUAAAAUCCAACGAAAAUGGCCUUUCCGAAAAAUCGACUGAAACCUGUGAUGGUACCCCUUUGAAAUCUUGCAAAAAUUACCCCUGAAAUUUUCUGCCCGAAUCGGUGUUUAAUAGACUUAUCCAUCCCUAAAGGAUAGUCUCAGGCUAAAUCCGUGAUCUGCACCUUUCAAAAUUGAAAGAAAAUGGUCUUUUGAAAAAAUUGCCUAAAUAUUACGAAAAUGCCCUUCGAAAAAAUUCGACGAAAUUUCCGCCCAAAUCGGCCAUUUCUAGACUUCAUCGUUGGUUCAGAGUACCCUAACGUCGAAUCUGUGAUCCAUCGCCUUCAAACUCAAAUAAAAAUGGCAUUUCCAAAAAAUCGGCCAAAAUCGAUGAUAGUACCCCUUUGGAAUCUGGCAAAAAUUGCUCGGGAAUUUUCUGCUCGAAUAACUGUUUAAUAGACUUAUCCAUCCCUAAAGGACAGCCUCAGGUUGAAUUCGUGAUAUGCACCCUUCAAAAUCGAAGAAAAAUGCCAUUUCGAAAAAAAAUUGAAUAAAAGAAACGAAAAUGGCCUUCGGAAAAAUUCGACCAAACUUCUGCCCAAAUCGGCCAUUGCUAGACUUCAUCGUUAGUGGAGAGUACUCUAAGGCCGAAUCUGUGAUCCAUCGCCUUCAAAUCGAAGAAAAAUGUCAUUUCCAAAAAACGCUCGAAAUCGGUGAUGAUACCAUUACAGAUUUCGAGUGAUUUUUACGAAAUAUCAUUUUCUUUCUAUUCUGGAGGCAACAGGUCAAGGAAUAAGGCCGUCGCUAUUCUCCACCGAUAAUGCAGUCUAUUGAUCUUAUUCUCCAAGGAUGAUAAGUCAAUUAAGCACCGAUAUGGACAAAUUUAUUUCCGGAUGACAUUUUCGUAAUUUUUUGGGCGACAAAAGAUCUGUUUUUUAGGAUUUUGAAGGAUACAAAUCACGAAUUAGGCCUAAGGCUAAUCUUCAACGAUGAUUAAGUCCAUUAAGCACCGAUUUGGGAUGAUUUAUUCCGGGUCAAUUUUUGGCAGAUUCCAAAGAGGUACCAUCACAGAUUUCAGGCGAUUUUUUCGAAAUGCAAUUUUCUUUCGAUUCUGGAGGCUAUAGAUCACGGAAUAAGGUCGAGGCUAUUCUCCAUCGAUAAUGAAAUCUAUUGAUCCUAUUCUCCACAAAUGAUAAGUCCAUUUAGCACCGAUUUGGGCCAAUUUAUUUUCGAAUGACAUUUUCGUAAUUUUUUGGGCGACAAAAGGCCAUUUUCUUAGUAUUUUGAAGACUACAAAUCACGGAUUCGGUCUGAGGCUAUUCUUCAAAGAAGAUUAAGUCCAUUAAGCACCAAUUUGGGCGGAUUUAUUCCUUGUCAAUUUUUGGAAGAUUCCGAAGGGGUACCAUCACAGAUUUUGGGCGAUUUUCCGAAAUGCCAUUUUCUUUCGAUUCUAGGCCAAUUUAUUUUCUAAUUGCAUUUUCGUAAUUUUUAUGCGACAAAAAGCCAUUUUAUUUGUAUUUUGAAGGCUACAGAUCACAGAUAUCGUCUGAGGCUAUUCUUCAACGAUGAUUAAGUCUAUUAAGCACCAAUUUAGGCGAAUUUAUUCUGGGUAAAUUUUUGGCUUAUUACAAAGGGGUACCAUCAUAGAUUUGGGGCGAUUUUUCCGAAAUGCCAUUUUCUUUCGAUUCGCAGGCUACAGAUCACGGAACGAGUGCGAGGCUAUUCUCCACCGAUAAUGAAGUCUAUUGAUCCUAUUCCCCACGGAUGAUAAGUCCAUUAAGCUCCGAUUUGGGACAAUUUAUUUUCAUAUGACAUUUUCGUAAUUUUUUUUGCAACAAAAGGUAAUUUGCUUUGGAUUUUAAAGGCAACCGAUCACGGAUUCGGCCUGAGGCUAUUCUUCAACGAUGAUUAAGUCCACUAAGCACCGAUUUGGAUGGUUUAUUCCAGGUUAAUUUUUGGCAGAUUCCAAAGGGGUACCAUCACAGACUUCGGGCGAUUUUUCCGAAAUGCCAGUUUCUUUCGGUUCUGGAGGCUACGAAUGACGGAAUCAAGCCGAGGCUAUUCUCCACCUAUAAUGAAGUCUAUUGAUCCUAUUCUCCACAGAUGAUAAGUCCAUUAAACACCGAUUUGGGCCAGUUUAUUUUCGGAUUGCAUUUUCGUAAUUUUUGGACUACAAUAGACCAUUUUCUUUGUAUUUUGAAGGCUACAGAUCACGGAUUCGGUCUGAGGCUAUUCUUUAACGAUAAUUAAGUCCAUUAAGCACCGAAUUGAGCGGAUUUAUUCCGAGUCAAUUUUUGGCGGACAUCACCGAUUUUUGACGAUUUUUCCGAAAUGCCAUUUUCUUUCGAUUCUGGAGGCUACAAAUCACUGAAUCAGGCCGAGGCUAUUCUCCACCAAUAAUGAAGUCUAUUGAUCCUA
Molecule: messenger RNA, 7596 nt
Organism: Linum trigynum
Lineage: Eukaryota; Viridiplantae; Streptophyta; Magnoliopsida; Malpighiales; Linaceae
Source: the annotation of a GenBank genome assembly